Molecule: messenger RNA, 2242 nt
Organism: Aspergillus calidoustus
Lineage: Eukaryota; Fungi; Ascomycota; Eurotiomycetes; Eurotiales; Aspergillaceae
Source: the annotation of a GenBank genome assembly
GCUGACCGAGGGCCUGAACACGGUGACCAGCCAGUCCCAGUCCCCCUGUCUGUCGGCCCGGAUCCGGCCCGGCGGCCCAGGGGGGGAAAUGGCAGAGUUCGUGGAUCACCCCUACAAGUCUUCGCUGCAAAGGCUAUUUCCCACGUGGCAUGUGAUGGUGUACGGCCAAAUAAAGUCAGCCAAUCCCGUGAAUACAUGGCUUCAACGCCAUUAGCGCAAUUACCUUCUGAAAGGCUAUGAUGGGCAGUGUUCCGAGUACCUCCAACUGCACAAGCCUGGCCGCGCCGCAGGUGCCCGGUGCAGUCAUUACCUCGUUUGUUGCAAGUGAGAUCCAUGGAAUCAGCAAAACCUUUCCAGGGAGUACCUUCGACGACGCCAUCACCGUCCGCGACUUUCGGGUCUGCGAUAUCAAGGUUACCCUGACCCAUCCGGGCGUCAACGACGAGGUCAACUUCCAGCUCUGGCUCCCUUUGACCAAAUGGAACGGCCGAUUCCAGGCUAUGGGAGGAGGUGGCUUUGCGGCCGGCGCGGGCGAAGAGGGACUCGGCAAUGCGGCCGCCCAUGGAUUCGCCGUGGGUACUACAGAUGGGGGCGGCUUGGGGGAAAAUGAGGUGACCGUCUCGCCUGAUAUCCUGAGCCCCGAUGGUCAAGUCGAUCUUGGUGUCUUUGCCGACUUUUCCUCUCGUGCCCUGCAUGAACUGGCGAUCGUGGGCAAGGCGGCCGCUUCCAGCUUCUAUGGCAAACCACCUCACCAUUCCUACUGGGCUGGCUGUUCGACCGGUGGCCGCCAGGGGUAUAUCAUGGCUCAACGCUACCCAGGUGACUUUGACGGCAUUGCGGCGCACGCCCCGGCCAUCCGCUGGCCCAGCGUCAUCACGAGUCUGCAGUGGCCGCAGGUGGUCAUGGACACCUACCGAAAGUGGCCCAGCAGUUGCGAGUUUCAGUACCUUGUCGACGAAACAAUUGCCGCGUGCGACAAACUGGACGGAGUCACUGAUGGAAUCAUCUCAGAUCCCUUCAACUGCGCCUUUGACCCACAAACCCUUGUCGGGCGAACAGUCGAGUGCAGUGGCCGCAAGAUCGGCAUCUCCAACGACACCGCCGACAUCUUCCAGCACAUCUACGACGGGCCCAAGAGCCCAGCAGGCACAUCCCUCGAGCCAGGUCUGACUUGGGGCACCACGCCACUGUACCUCGCGAGUACCCUGAACCUCGGCGACAUCAGCACCGGUAUCGACUUUCCGCUCGCUGCAGGGUGGUUUCAAUUCUUCCUCGAAAAGAACCCCUCCUUCAACCUCUCCUCCAUCACCACAGACGAGUUCCCCAGCUACCUCGCCCAAGCCUGGGCAGAGUACGGCGGCCUAAUCGGCACAUCCAACCCAGACCUGGGGCCCUUUCGCGACAGCGGUGGUAAACUCCUCACCUGGCACGGGCUGGCAGAUGGCCUUCUUACAGCAAAGAACACCCUCUUCUACCGCGACCAAGUCGAGCGAGUCAUGGGCGGAGCAGAAAACACCAACAAGUUCUACCGCCUCUUCCUUGCGCCGGGCGUUGAUCACUGCGCAGGUGGCAACGGCCCGCUCCCGACCAAGACCCUGGACGCAUUAAUCGCAUGGGUUGAACAGGGCAAGGCCCCAGAUGUGCUGCAUGGCCAAAUCAAGAACCCAAGCGGCACCACGGUGACCCGCGACAUCUGCCUCUAUCCCCUCGUGGCGCGAUAUGAUGGCAAGGGGGAUCCGAACAAGGCGAGCAGCUAUUCUUGCCAGGCUUCAUUCUAAUAGAGCGAGAUUCAUCCUGUUGAGGCCGUCCACUCUUUUGCUUUUCUUUUCUCUUCUGGGUCUCUCAUCUUCUUCUUUUUCAUUAUCUUUUGUGUAGCAUAAGCCCCAACACGGCGCGCUUGUACAUACUUGAUCAUCUAUAAUGGCCACGGCGAGUGUGCCUGGGCACAUGGGAUGACGUUUUUAUUUAAUCCUGCGCUAUAUAUUUGACGAGAAGUGCGCAGAUGGCUAGAUCCAUGACUACCUAGGUCCCAUAAUCAGCUAGCGCCUAGCUUGAUAUAACAUAUACCCUUCAAAGGGUUAACAACUUCACCAGUCGACUAAAAAGGUGCCAUGACUCCAGUCUAGUGACCGAUGUGGCAAUGUAGCUCAGAUUUCCGGCUGACAGGGGUAUAUCUCAUUGUAAGCUAGACUCAGCGCUGCUAAAGCUUCGUGCUAGGAUACAUUCUGGUUGUGGACAAAGG